CAAUUAAUUCAACAUUUAUUGGCUGCACAUUGCAACACGGGUAAUUCUAAUCUUCCAACAUUUCACAGCUGAAUCACGCAACGUGCUGCCGUUAGACAUUUCAGUGUAGUGACGAUUACGUACAUAUAUUUUUUGGAUUACUUACUGACACUGCAAAAAUAGGAAGCUCAGUUUUAAUUCAUCAUAACGUGUUUGUUAUGUUUUAGCUACGUACAAAAAGUUACGUCGCUCUCGUGUGAAUGUAACUCCGACCCACGCACGAGCCCCACUCCAGCGUACCCUAAACGCCAACCACAGGCGUAAAGAUAAGCAAUUGUUUUCAUUUUUGUCCUUUGUGAGGAUAAGCGGAUCUGAAAAUGGAUGGAUAGAUGGCUAAAUAGACACGACUACGUUGUGCUACGUAAAGGAAGUUACGUCGUGCUGUAGUAACGGAACUCGCGCAAGAUUAGACGUACGCCGUCCAAACCGAUCACAGGAGUAAUUAAAGAUAAGGAAUUAAUUUCCUUUUUGGUGAUACUUUUCGUUUCAUUGUUUCGUCGUAUUAUUCAUACAGGUGUCAAGUAUAUUUAUAACGUCACUACUGUGUUAUCGUAGGUUGGGUUUCGAGGCUACGAUAGAUGCGUAGAAAAGUUUCGUAGGCGUUGUAGGAAAGUUCUAAGUAGGAUGCGUAGUGGUUUCAAGAAUGCGUACAUGGUUGCCGGAACUCGACCCGAGCCUUGUAGUUACGACUGCAAGCGUUUUUUUUCUCACAAGUUACAACAAAUAUUGACAUUAAGUACGACUUUACUAGAGUCUCAAUUUAGGUUAAGGACAGAGACUAAGUAGUACUGCAUUAGGUACAAAAAAAAAUACAUUGUAGGGAUAGAAUUCGUCGUCGUCGUGCGGCAAAGAGAGUAAGAAUUGGUCUCUCUUUGCAACAGUUUUUCACCGGGGUGAGGGAAUUUUUCGGAGCAAAAAUGUUUUUUCACGCAUACAUGUACUCUAACAGUUCGUACGUCGGUGUCGUAAGAACGGACUCCGAAUACGACGUCCCGUCGUCAUCCAGGAACAACUUACGGCAUACUCGUUUUCCGCCGUUCGCCAUUUUGGUUCGCCGUGUUUCCACAUAGUUGGUUUUCUUUUUCUUUAGUGACUUUCUCGCCGUCGCCAUGGCGCCCAAGCGCAAGGCGGACUCCUCCGACGGCCGUGCGUCCAAGAAAAGGAAAGCCAUCACCAUGGAGGUGAAGUUAGACAUCGUGAAGCGGUCCAAGCGAGGAGAAACGCCGACAAACAUCGGCCGCGUGCUCGACUUAAGCCGCUCCACUGUGGCGACUAUCAUUAAGGACCAAGAUCGCAUCCUGGAGCACGUGAAGGCAUCCCCGCACAUGAAGUCCACCAUAAUAAGCAAACAGAACUGCGGGCUAAUGAUGGAGAUGGAGAGACUUCUGGUGCUUUGGCUGAAGGAGCAGCACCGGCGGAGUCUCCCCGUCAGCCUCGCGUUGAUCCAACAAGAGGCGAAGCGUCUGUUCGAGACCCUGAAAAGUCAAAAAGGAGAAGGCAGUGAGGGGAAGUCGUUCGCGGCCAGUAGAGGUUGGUUCAUGCGAUUCAAAGCUCGCGCCAACUUGCGGAACAUGAAAGUGGAAGGUGAAGAGGGGACUGAUUUCUCCACUGCCUUGGCGGAGAUCAUCAAGGAGGGGGUGAACAAGUGCUGCGACCAACAAGUGUUGGCUGAGGGUCUCCUCUUGAAGCCACCGGUCAACGCCAAGGUGGAGGAGGCGGAGCCGAGCCAGGACGCGGAGGAGGAAAAGCCGCCCUCGGAGCCCAAAAGGUUCACGUGCAAGAGCUUGGCGGCCGGGUUCCUGCUCAUCGAGGAAGGCUUGGCCAAGUUCGAGGCCGAAGACCCCGACGAGGCCAGGUACGCCAAGGUCUUCAAGGGGGUCAUGGAUCACCUGCGUUGUUACAGGGAGAUUUGGGAGGAAGAAAAGAGGGUCUCCUUCCAGUCGAACCUUGAACGGUUCUUCAAGAUGGUCGAGAGGCCGAUACCGGAUCCCGUGACGGAUCCUGGGCCCUCGACGUCGACUGCUCCGCUACCACCUGCGACUUCUUCGUCUUCGAAAAAGUAGAGAGCGCUGAAACGGAUCGUGUCCUCUCGACGUCAUCUGCCUCUUCACCUCCUCCGGUAUCUCCGGAUUGUCCAUUCACCACCCUCAACAUCUUCUGCACCACCUUUGACCUCUCCAGCACCCCUCACUCCCGCAUACUCACAACAUAAGAUGAUUAUGGGAGUAAAGGCCUUUUUCGACCAGGCAGCGGUAGAACUCCUGAAUGUACGUGUAAACGCACUUCCAGUCGGGCUCUCUCAUCCGGACCAAGUCUUCGGGGUCCAGCAGAGGGGGGCAGCCGGCCAGCCUCCUGCAAACGGAGAAGCGC
This is a messenger RNA of Syngnathoides biaculeatus (alligator pipefish), 2409 nucleotides long. Its product is annotated as tigger transposable element-derived protein 1-like. Gene Ontology annotation, cellular component: nucleus. The record is from RefSeq and is a predicted model, not a curated record. Bases 1149 to 2102 code for a protein of 317 amino acids. The transcript has 2 exons. NCBI's taxonomy places the organism in Eukaryota, Metazoa, Chordata, Actinopteri, Syngnathiformes, Syngnathidae. Gene Ontology annotation, molecular function: DNA binding.